AAGCAAAUUAGAAAAGUCAGGCGUGUUAUGUAGUAUAUUUAUAUUUCGUUUUCAAUGAAACAUCUGCUUUUGGUUUAGCGUAUGUUAUAAUGGAAAUUUGUAGUCACUUUAGUAAACAUAAUAAACUAUAAUAAGCUUAUUUUAUUUUAUAACCGCACGUAGUUUGAAAACGGUUCAUUAAAUUUCACUUCAAUCAAUUUGAACAUUUUUGCAAGUAAAAUGAUAAGUGUAUUAAAAUGGGAACAAUUACUACGACAUCACGUUGUAACAAAUCAUCAAAAAUGUUACAUGUCCGUGUUCCCUAAACAAUAUAUAUCAGCAGUCUUUAAAAAGGAGAAGCAAAAGGAGCUUGUUGAGUCUGGGGAGGAUUUAAAGUUGGUUCAUAUUCCAAUUAAGCCAGCUAGGAAUAACGACACAUCGUCAGUUUUUCAUGACGAUCUUAUUAGUAAAUACACUAAUUAUAUUAUGCGAAAAGGAAAAAAGUCUUUAGCAAGAGAAUUACUUGAAAAGACAUUUGAGAAUAUUAAGAGAACUCAAUUAGAACGUUAUAAUCUAGCAGAUGCUGAAGAAAAGGAGAAGAUUGUGACAAAUCCAAAAUUGAUACUUCAUCAAGCAAUAGCAAACUGCCGGCCUCUUAUGGAAUUAACUCCAAUCAAAAGGGGUGGUGUUAAGUAUCAAGUCCCAGUUGCUGUAACAGAAAAUCGGUCCUUAUUCUUGGCGAUGAAUUGGUUAAUUCAAGCUUCCAAAGAAAAAGAAAGGAAUGUACAUCUUCCAGAAAAAAUGGCAUGGGAAUUACUUGAUGCAGCUGCUGGCCAAGGCCGGGUAGUUAAACGAAAGAAUGAUUUACAUAGGCAAUGUGAAGCUAAUAGAGCUUAUGCUCAUUACAGAUGGGGUUAGGAAAAUCUUACAAAUUAAAUAUAAUUUUAUAUAUUUUUCAUAUAAUCUAAUAACAAAGCAUAAAAGUAAUGUAAUUAAAUAAAAUAGUUUUAAUCGCCAAAAAUAGAAGAAAAACUGGCUGG
Messenger RNA from Condylostylus longicornis, 1019 nucleotides. It is a transcript of the gene mRpS7, whose product is annotated as 28S ribosomal protein S7, mitochondrial. The transcript has a single exon. Gene Ontology annotation, cellular component: ribosome. Bases 220 to 897 code for a protein of 225 amino acids. NCBI's taxonomy places the organism in Eukaryota, Metazoa, Arthropoda, Insecta, Diptera, Dolichopodidae. Gene Ontology annotation, molecular function: rRNA binding; mRNA binding; structural constituent of ribosome. The record is from RefSeq and is a predicted model, not a curated record. Gene Ontology annotation, biological process: ribosomal small subunit assembly; translation.